CAUUUAGCUUCCACAUAACAUAUAGUUUCAAAAGAAAGUGAGAAGUUAUGGAUGGAAUUGGUAGAAUGAAAUUUGUGUGGAUGAUGAUGAUGAUGGGAAUAUUGAGUAUAGUAGUGCAAGCUGGCCAGAACCCUCCUGCUGUGUCUCCAACUUCCAGUCUGCCUUUUUCACCGCUUCCCGAUGAUCAUCCUCAACAAGCCGAUUUUAAACUCCCUAAAUUCCCUAAAAUUCCUCAUAUUCCACUUCCACCAAAACUGCUAAUUGUAGGGAUGUGUAUUGCAGAGUGCCAGAAAAUAUGCCAGGCAGGAAGACCUGCCUUUACAUACAGGGUCUGCAUGGUAACAUAUUUGCCAAUCAAAUGUCGUCCCUCUCGUUUAGACGUCGUCUAUGAUUGCGCUCUUGGUUGUAUGGCCGCCGCAACUACCACCGCCUCUGGAAAUGAUAAAGUAGAGGGCUAUAUUGAAACCUGCUACAAAAAUUGCGGCAAGGAUUACUAGUUUGUUCUCUAUCAUAUCGAUUCUGCCUAUUGAAAAGAAAUAAACAAAAUGGUGUAUUUGUGCCAAGUAUAUAUAGAAGAAAUCAAGUGAGAUGUGUACGUGGAGUACUACUUUGUCUGCUAUAAUUUGUGUACUACAAUAUACAUUAUUGGCCAUGGCUAUUUCGGCCACUAUUAUACUUAAUUGUUGAAAAAAUAAAAUAAAAUGAUGCAUAUUUCUUAAGUA
Messenger RNA from Alnus glutinosa, 722 nucleotides. RefSeq lists its product as uncharacterized. NCBI's taxonomy places the organism in Eukaryota, Viridiplantae, Streptophyta, Magnoliopsida, Fagales, Betulaceae. The transcript is spliced from 2 exons. The coding region runs from base 48 to 497 and encodes 149 amino acids. The record is from RefSeq and is a predicted model, not a curated record.